Molecule: messenger RNA, 1195 nt
Organism: Aspergillus steynii IBT 23096
Lineage: Eukaryota; Fungi; Ascomycota; Eurotiomycetes; Eurotiales; Aspergillaceae
Product: ankyrin repeat protein
Exons: 1
Coding region: 148-798 (216 amino acids)
Molecular function (GO): protein binding
Source: RefSeq, a predicted model, not a curated record
UCUCUUCGUCAUUUCCUUUUCUCUUUCUUUCCCUUCGUUUGUUCCGCUGCGCCACCGGCCUUUUCUUCCUUCCUACCCAACCCAUCCAUAUUCCUUUAUUUCCUGACACAAAUAACGAUAAAGAUAAUUGACUCACCCUCCGCCACAAUGACUCAACCCAACCCUUACAUCAUGGCCGCCGACAACCCCACCGGGGUUCUCGCUCUCCUACAAUCCAACCCCUCCAUCGCAGCCGGUCAAGACGAGCACGGCUACUCGCUCCUUCACGCGGCAGCCUCAUACGGACACCUCGAUCUGCUGCGGGCCCUGGUGAACGAAUACAAGGUGGAUGUGAACCUGCUCGACGAGGACGGCGAGACCUGCCUGUUCGUGGUGGAGAACGUCGACAUGGCCAAAUGUCUCGUGGAAGAGCUCAAAGUGGACUACAACCGCAAGAACGACGAGGGCUUCACGGCACUGGACAACAUUGAAACCGAAGACGCCUUCCCCGAAGUCGCCGCAUAUCUGCGACAGGUGAUGGGACUCCCUACGCCCGCCGAGAACCCGGCGGAUGUCCUCAACCCGGCUCCGCCUCUGCCGGCGAACCUGCAGGUGAACCUGGGGACGAUGUCGGAGCAGGAAGUCAACGCGGGCGCAGACCAGGUGGAUCCGGAAUUCAAGCGCCGAAUUGACGAGCUGGCGUCGCGGGAGGACUUCCAGAGCGAGGCGACGCAGAAUGAAUUGCGCGAAUUGGUCCAGGAUGCUCUGCGCGGGAAUAUCGAUUCUCAGGACCGGGAAGUGCGGCGCCGGGUGGACUAGAGGGAGGGUCUUAGACUGGGAAGUACAAGUAUAUAACCUAUACAUUGGGCGUUUCAAAGGCCUCAUCUCAUGUCCCUACGGCAGUGCGGUCCUUGCUAUGAUCCGGCCGAAGAUGUCCGGGCUGAUUGCAGGAUGACCACGUCCUGAAUACUGGGAGAUGGAUAGAUCUUGGAAUAUAGACCAGGUCCCGGAGAAAAGCUAGGGGAGAUCACCUCGAUUGUAAACCCUUGUGCAGGUGACUCCGGGCCAUGGGAUUGGGGUAUUUACAAGGCUACAGGCAGAUAGUUAUCCCCACGGUUGAUCAUGACAUAAUGAAGGCAUCAAGAGUAAUGGAUAAAUUGGGUCUGAUGAUAUAAGUCUGCAAGAAAAGUGCCCGUUUGCAUGUCCUUUACUGAGC